This is a messenger RNA of Cannabis sativa, 1736 nucleotides long. RefSeq names its product stemmadenine O-acetyltransferase. The record is from RefSeq and is a predicted model, not a curated record. The transcript has a single exon. Bases 62 to 1348 code for a protein of 428 amino acids. Lineage: Eukaryota; Viridiplantae; Streptophyta; Magnoliopsida; Rosales; Cannabaceae.
CAAAGAGAUCGACGAGGCAAAUACCAAAGCAAUUUAUAAACUCAAUUAGUUAAGAUUACAUAUGAUGAAGAUGGAAGUAAAUAUAGUGUCCAAAGAGAUGAUCAAACCUAAUAACCCAACUCCAAAUCACCUUACCACUUACCAACUCUCCUUUCUUGAUCAAUUAUCUCCUGCAGUUUACACCAAUUGUGUUAUGUUCUAUAAUAACAUUAAUAUUAUUGGUGGUGUUGAAAUAUUAUUACACAAUCUCAAGACAUCCUUGUCUCAUGCACUUACACUAUUUUAUCCACUUGCAGGAAGACUCAAAAAGAAUGCUUCUUGCAUAGAAUGCAAUGACAUGGGAGUCCCUUUCAUUGAAGCAAAACUACUCAAUUGUAAUCUAUCUGAGUUCCUAUCUCAAAACCCCAUUGAUCCAAUUCAACUUAACAACUUAAUUCCAUUCGAAACCGAUCAUGGGGUUUCCGAAAUACUCCUUGGCAUCCAAAUCAACAUCUUUAGUUGUGGCUCUAUAGCUAUUGGAUCAUCCAUCUCUCAUAUCAUUGCUGAUGGCUUAUCAUUUUUCAUGUUCCUCAACAAAUGGGCCGCCAUAUCUCGUGGCGAUGCCUCAUUCGCAUGCCUACCGCCACAAUUCGAAGCAGCUUCGCUAUUUCCUCCCAAGAACAUAUCCGGGUUCAACCCUCGAGUUGAUGUUGAAAACAAGAACAAUUUUAUCUCCAAAAGGUUUGUUUUCAAUGCUUCAACCAUACAAAAUCUUAAACAAAAAUAUGUUAACAUUAGUAAUGUUUCUCGUGUUGAGGCUUUGUCUACAUUCAUAUGGAAUCGUUUUGUGGCUGUUACUCGAUUGCAAGUGGAUUAUUCCAAAACAUCUUAUGCUAUGGUUCAGCUAGUGAAUCUUCGAACGAGGUUUGAGCCUUCACUCUCUGAAUCCUCGUUUGGAAAUCUUUAUCGAUUUGUAAUAAUUAAAGCUGUUGGAUCAGAAAAGAAUGAUGAUCAGAUCAUAAAACAGAUGAGAGAAGAGUUGAGUCAUAUUGAUGAUAAGUACAUUAAAAAUCUACAAGAAGGAACCCAACAUUUGGAAUUUAUGAAGAAAAGUGGUAAAGGGUUAUUAAAAAGAGAGACAACAGUUGCUCUUAGUGUUAGCAGUUGGUGUAGAUUUCCUCUGUACGAAUCAGAUUUUGGGUGGGGAAAGCCUACUUGGGUUGGGUUGGCUCCCUUGUGGUGCAACAAUGUGGUUACAUUUUUAGACACCAAAUCAGGUGAUGGGAUAGAAGCUUAUAUCAGCUUAAGCAGAAAUGACAUGGCUAACCUUGAAACUGACAAAGAAUUCCUUGCAUUUGUGUCUGUUUGAAAAUUACUAUCAAGUUUUUUGUUCUGUCUUUUUAUUAAUUUGUGGUUCGAGCCACUUGAUCACUACUAUUUGAUGGGGUUGCAGAGCUUCAUUGGUUCUGCAUCUUGGAAUGGACAAAUCAGCUUUUAGUUAGCAAUUAGUUAAGUUUCUGUUUUUAAUAUUUUGCUUGUUAGUUAGUUCUGUACCCAAGUAUAAAUAUCUCAUUUCCUUUUCAUUCUUAUUAGAUUGUAAUUUCUUAGAAUUGGAGGGUUUUAAAUUGAGCUUGAGUGUGUUGAUCUCAAGACUCGCAGUGUGAGGUUUCUUUGUAAUUUGAGAGAGUUGUUCAAGGUGUAUUGUUCUCAGAUUCAUUAUCAUCAUUAAUAUAUUUCAACCAUAAAUGAUCGUUUGG